This is a messenger RNA of Clunio marinus, 348 nucleotides long. The record is from the annotation of a GenBank genome assembly. Lineage: Eukaryota; Metazoa; Arthropoda; Insecta; Diptera; Chironomidae.
AUGGAUCAAUCGACACCAUUUUCAGUUACAUCGUCAAACAUUUCAACUACGUCAACGAUCAUUACAAGCACACCAGCGUCUAGUCAUUCAGUAAUUGUUGAUCCAUCAUCGUCUGAUGAGAAGCCUGGUGCAAGCACUUCUGUUUUAUUUAGUUCAAUUCCAACAGUGUCAAGUGAUCCACAACAUACUCCAAAAAGAGUUUCAUCUUCAACACUUUCGAGUCCCGUGUUGACUCCACCAACAGGAAAAAUUCUUAGUCGAAACUGCAAUGGUACAAAGAAUCAAACCAAAAAAAAAGUCUUUGAGAAGUUUUUAUGUUCUGUCCACGUCUGGGCGAUAAAAGAUUAA